CAAUAAAAAUAUUUUGUUCCUCUUUGUUCAAUGAAAUUUUUUGGGUUACCUCUGUUUAUUCUCUUAUCGUUACCGUAUCUCCUUCAAGCCAAUCUCUCGUCUGAUUAUUACAGCAAAACAUGUCCUGAGUUCGAGCAAACACUCGUCCAAAUCGUAACCGAUAAACAAAUCGCUGCUCCGACAACAGCCGCAGGAACGCUCCGUCUCUUUUUCCACGAUUGCAUGGUCGAUGGCUGCGACGCAUCGAUCCUCGUCGCUUCAACUCCACGUAAAACCUCUGAACGUGACGCUGACAUCAACCGCUCUCUCCCUGGAGAUGCAUUUGAAGUAAUCACACGUGUCAAAACCGCCCUCGAGCUGAAAUGUCCCAACGUCGUUUCUUGCUCGGAUAUUCUCGUCGGUGCAACACGUAGCUUGAUCACAAUGGUCGGAGGUCCAAAGGUUAACGUCAAGUUCGGUCGGAAAGAUAGUCUUGUCUCGGAUAUGAACCGCGUUGAAGGAAAGCUAGCUCGUCCUAACAUGACUAUGGAUCAUAUCAUUUCGAUUUUUGAGUCUAGUGGUUUGACCGUUCAAGAGAUGGUUGCUCUUGUUGGUGCUCACACGAUUGGUUUCUCUCAUUGCAAAGAGUUCGCGAGUCGGAUCUUUAACAAGUCCGGUGAACACGGUCCUGUGGGGAUGAAUCCUAAAUACGCGGCUGAGCUGAGGAAGCUGUGUGCGAAUUACACCAAGGACGAAGAGAUGUCUGCGUUUAACGACGUGUUCACCCCUGGGAAAUUUGAUAAUAUGUAUUACAAGAAUUUGAAGCAUGGCUACGGGCUGCUACAGUCGGAUCACGCGAUUGCGUUUGAUAACAGGACGCGGUCGUUGGUGGAUCUUUACGCGGAGAACGAAACCGCGUUUUUUGAUGCGUUUGCGAAGGCGAUGGAGAAAGUUAGUGAGAAAAAUGUGAAGACGGGGAAGCUUGGUGAAGUAAGAAGACGGUGUGAUCAAUACAAUGACUACAAGGGUUAAAUUAGGACGACACACUUUCAAAAAAAAGCUUUCAUGUUAUUUUUGGUAGUUCAUGAUUUUAUUUUCUCACCAAGUGGUCUUGUGAUUGUUGAGUUGCUAACGUUUAUAAAAUUUUUGAAAUGUAUCGAUCACUCCUUGGUGGGAGAACAAAAUCUUUCGUCAUAUUUUUCGUGCCAUUGAAAAUGUUGUUUCUAAACUUUUGUAUGUGAAUUUAUCAAAAGUCAAAUGUGAUCUGUGUAACAAAAUUU
Molecule: messenger RNA, 1259 nt
Organism: Camelina sativa (false flax)
Lineage: Eukaryota; Viridiplantae; Streptophyta; Magnoliopsida; Brassicales; Brassicaceae
Product: peroxidase 6
Biological process (GO): hydrogen peroxide catabolic process; response to oxidative stress
Molecular function (GO): peroxidase activity; heme binding
Source: RefSeq, a predicted model, not a curated record